UUUUGACUCUUGAGAGUUUGACCCCAAUUCAAGAAUCAGGAGGAAAUCUAACAGAAAAUAAAAUCAUUCUAUUAUCGAUCAUAUGUAAACUCCAGAACUCGUUUAUUGAAAGCCAAACAAUUCUUCCACGAAGAACAAGAAAUGAAACAAAUAUCAAGUAAUAUACAGAGCUCCCUUCCCCUCGACAUUGCCCUGAAAAUCGCUUCCACUCUUGAGGUAUUGGAUGUGUGUGCAUUGGGUGGUUGCUCUCGAUUUUGGAGGGAGAUAUGCGGGUCGGAUUGCGUAUGGGAAUCUCUUACCAGGGAGAGAUGGCCUUUACUUACUUUUCCCAACAAGUCUUCUUCUUCUUCGGAUCCUGUUACCAAGGGAUGGAGGGAGAUUUACAUAAAGAUGCACAGAGAGACGGCAGGUAAAGCUACCACUGUGGUUGAGUUUGUGGAGAAUUGUUCUUCGUCUGAGUUGCUCGAGGUUGGGGAUUAUUAUAAAGCAAUUGAAGAUUUAUGCUCGAUGCAGCUUGCAUUUAGAGAUGUUCAAAUGUUUCUUUUCAAACCAACGCUGAAUGUGCUACUUAACUUGGUUGGCUUGCACUACUGCAUUUUCUGCCUUCAAGUGCCGCUUUCACCCAGCUUGAACAUGGUUUUGAUCAAGUUGAUUCAUCAGGUUAGGCAUGUCAUGGAUGCACUCCUGAGUUGCAAAAUCUCAGAACGACAAGUUUGUGUGAAAUGGUGGAAGCUAGGCAGAUGGUUUUAUGGCUUCCGCAUGAGAGAUGAAUCUCAUUCUCGUAUGGUAUCUUUGGCAGAUCUUCUAACAAACAAGGGGGAGGAGGUUUUGGGUGUCCUUCGCCGUGGUGCCAUUCAUGAGGUGUUACAUGUUGAGAUCUGCAUUUCAAAUGUGGCAUCUACCCCAUGGUCGAGCUCACAGCAACAAGAUUAGGAAUGGUGCAAUAAUGGGCUUAUGUAUAUAAUGCUUAUUCUCUCUUAUGUUUUAUCUUGCAAUUGCCAAAGAAGGAGGUGCUUUUCCAAGGUGGCAUUUCCCAGCCAUCAUGCAUUUAGAUUUUCUGUUGCUAAUUCCGCAUGUAAUCUCUGACAUUGCAAAAUGAUGUAAAGAAAAGGCUGCUGAAUGCCACCGAGAUUAUAGCGUGUUCAUAAUUUUUAUUGUCUGGGUCCAAAUGAUCGGUGAUAUUUAUCUAAGUUGACAUGUUUGUUUUC
Hevea brasiliensis (rubber tree) is the source of this 1208-nucleotide messenger RNA. RefSeq lists its product as uncharacterized. Bases 142 to 933 code for a protein of 263 amino acids. Gene Ontology annotation, cellular component: SCF ubiquitin ligase complex. The transcript is spliced from 5 exons. NCBI's taxonomy places the organism in Eukaryota, Viridiplantae, Streptophyta, Magnoliopsida, Malpighiales, Euphorbiaceae. Gene Ontology annotation, biological process: protein polyubiquitination; SCF-dependent proteasomal ubiquitin-dependent protein catabolic process. The record is from RefSeq and is a predicted model, not a curated record. Gene Ontology annotation, molecular function: protein binding.